CACUGGUUAGAACCCCAAAUUCGAUUUUUUUUUCAGAUUUUCAACAACCCCAUUUGCGUAGAAAUGCCUUCAAACCCAAAAAUUUUCACUGCUAGAUCAUCCUAUUCGUACUAUUACCAUUCCCGUAGAUCGACAAUCUUGAUUCUAUGUUUUCUAAUCGGUUUUGCUGGGUUUGUUUUUGGGGUUAUUGCGAUUUCGAGGAGGGGUUUAGGAAACAGCUGUAAAUAUGCUGAACCCAGAUCUGUUACUGUUGCUUGGGAUAGAAAUGUGAUGAGUAGAGAAGAAAAUGGAAUUGGGGUUACUGGUGGAGGGUAUAAGAGGCAUAAAGUAAUGGGUUUUGUUGGAAUUCAGACUGGGUUUGGAUCGGUUGCUCGCCGGAGAUCGUUGCGCCGGACUUGGUUUCCAUCUGAUCACAAUGGGCUUCAAAAGUUAGAAGAAGCCACUGGCUUGGCUUUUAGAUUUGUUAUUGGUAGAACAAGUGAUAAAUCCAAGAUGUCAGCACUUAAGAAAGAGGUAGCAGAAUAUGAUGAUUUUGUACUAUUGGACAUUGAAGAAGAGUACAGUAAGCUCCCAUACAAAACAUUAGCCUUUUUCAAGGCUGCCUAUGCACUUUAUGAUUCCGAGUUCUAUGUUAAAGCUGAUGAUGACAUAUAUUUACGGCCAGAUCGCCUUUCAUUACUCUUGGCCAAAGAGCGGUCUCACUCACAAACAUACCUUGGAUGUAUGAAAAAGGGUCCAGUUUUCACUGACCCCAAGCUCAAAUGGUAUGAACCACUUUCAUCUAUUCUGGGGAAGGAGUAUUUUCUGCAUGCUUAUGGUCCUAUUUAUGCUCUUUCUGCUGAUGUUGUUGCAAGUUUGGUUGCCCUGAGAAACAACAGUUUCCGAAUGUUUAGCAAUGAGGAUGUUACCAUUGGAGCCUGGAUGCUUGCAAUGAAUGUCAAUCAUGAGAAUAAUAAGCAACUAUGUGAACCAGAGUGUACAGAAUCAUCUAUUGCUGUGUGGGAUAUUCCAAAGUGUUCAGGUCUGUGUAAUCCGGAGAAGAAAAUGUUGGAACUCCAUGCAAACGAUGUCUGCUCAAAGAGUCCAACUCUACCAUCAGAAGAUGAUUGAUGAUCUUGAUCAACUGGAAGUCACAGCCAGUCAUUCAUGAGAUAUAUAGAUAUAAGAAAUAUAUAUAAUAUUUGUUUUCCAUUGAUGUUGCACAAAACUCAAAUGGAGUGACAUGGAUACUGAUAGAUGAUUCAUAUAGCCGAAUUCAACUUGCUCGGGAUUGAGACAUAUAUAGUUGUUGUUGUACCAUUGUUGCACAAAACGAUCGGAACUUUGAUAGUAAAGGAGAUUUUUCAAUUUGCAACUGUCUUGAGUUUGGUUUGUGA
This is a messenger RNA of Solanum verrucosum, 1376 nucleotides long. Its product is annotated as probable beta-1,3-galactosyltransferase 14. The transcript has 7 exons. The coding region runs from base 64 to 1110 and encodes 348 amino acids. Gene Ontology annotation, cellular component: Golgi membrane. Gene Ontology annotation, molecular function: hexosyltransferase activity. The record is from RefSeq and is a predicted model, not a curated record. Lineage: Eukaryota; Viridiplantae; Streptophyta; Magnoliopsida; Solanales; Solanaceae.